UGCCGUGCUCUCCUUGCCGACAACGUCUCCAGAUGCUCUGCCCCGCUCCCCCGCGAAGGCUCUAUAUGCUGUGUGGCGCAUAACGACGCGUACUCGGUCAGCUACCUCAAGUACAAGAGCGUUUCGAAAGAAGCCAACGACCUCCGUAAGCACGUACAGCUCCGUCGUGGCGAGGUGAGCGGCCUGGCGCUCGAGCAAGUGCUUGAGAGGAUCAGUGGAAUACAUGCGUACCUCGACACCACCACCGAGGAGCUGGCUUUGCGACGGGAGCAUGAUCGAAGGUUCAUUGGUACUCCCGACUCUGGACACCAGUUUCGCCUCGAAAAGCUAGAACAGCAACAACGAAGCGCGCGCGACCUACUCCGCAUGCUUGAAACUCGGACGCGAGUUUUG
This is a messenger RNA of Epithele typhae, 393 nucleotides long. RefSeq lists its product as uncharacterized. The transcript is spliced from 2 exons. NCBI's taxonomy places the organism in Eukaryota, Fungi, Basidiomycota, Agaricomycetes, Polyporales, Epitheliaceae. The annotation marks the transcript as partial. The record is from RefSeq and is a predicted model, not a curated record.